Molecule: messenger RNA, 1122 nt
Organism: Ahaetulla prasina
Lineage: Eukaryota; Metazoa; Chordata; Lepidosauria; Squamata; Colubridae
Product: red-sensitive opsin
Exons: 6
Coding region: 25-1122 (365 amino acids)
Biological process (GO): visual perception; G protein-coupled receptor signaling pathway; phototransduction
Cellular component (GO): photoreceptor outer segment; membrane
Molecular function (GO): G protein-coupled receptor activity
Source: RefSeq, a predicted model, not a curated record
AGGGGGAAGAUAGCAACCAAGGCCAUGACAGAGGCCUGGAAUGUGGCAGUAUUUGCUGCUCGGCGGCACCACAAUGACGACGAUACCACAAGGGACAGUGUAUUUGCUUACACCAACAGCAACAAUACCCGUGACCCUUUUGAAGGUCCAAACUAUCAUAUUGCACCACGAUGGGUCUACAACUUAACUUCACUCUGGAUGGUCUUUGUUGUCAUUGCCUCAGUCUUUACCAAUGGUUUGGUAUUGGUGGCCACAGCCAAAUUCAAGAAAUUACGGCAUCCACUCAACUGGAUUUUGGUGAACUUGGCUAUAGCUGAUUUGGGUGAAACGGUUAUUGCUAGCACUAUCAGUGUCAUCAACCAGUUCUUUGGCUAUUUCGUCCUUGGCCAUCCUUUGUGUGUUUUGGAGGGUUAUACUGUCUCUGCUUGUGGCAUUACAGCUCUCUGGUCUUUGGCCAUUAUUUCCUGGGAGCGCUGGGUUGUUGUUUGCAAACCUUUUGGAAAUGUCAAGUUUGAUGCUAAAAUGGCUCUUGGUGGUAUUUUAUUCUCCUGGAUAUGGGCUUGCGCCUGGACAGCACCACCAAUCUUUGGCUGGAGUAGAUAUUGGCCCCAUGGUCUGAAAACUUCAUGUGGUCCAGAUGUAUUCAGUGGCAGUGAAGAUCCAGGUGUCCAGUCUUACAUGGUUGUCCUGAUGAUUACCUGUUGUGCAAUUCCCCUGAGUGUCAUCAUUAUCUGUUACUUGCAAGUGUGGCUAGCUAUCCGUGCGGUUGCAGCCCAGCAGAAAGAGUCAGAAUCAACACAGAAGGCUGAGAAGGAAGUGUCAAGGAUGGUAGUGGUCAUGAUCCUUGCCUAUAUUGUCUGCUGGGGACCAUAUACAUUUUUUGCCUGUUUUGCUGUUGCCAAUCCAGGCUAUGCCUUUCACCCCCUGACGGCGUCCCUGCCUGCCUUCUUUGCAAAAAGCGCCACCAUUUACAACCCAAUUAUCUAUGUCUUCAUGAACAGACAGUUCCGUAAUUGCAUAAUGCAGCUCUUUGGCAAGAAAGUGGACGAUGGUUCUGAACUUUCUUCUACUUCCCGCACUGAAGUCUCAUCUGCCUCUAACUCUUCUGUAUCACCGGCAUAA